Messenger RNA from Sebastes umbrosus (honeycomb rockfish), 7255 nucleotides. It is a transcript of the gene larp4b, whose product is annotated as La ribonucleoprotein 4B. The coding region runs from base 1021 to 3393 and encodes 790 amino acids. Lineage: Eukaryota; Metazoa; Chordata; Actinopteri; Perciformes; Sebastidae. Gene Ontology annotation, cellular component: cytosol; cytoplasmic stress granule. Gene Ontology annotation, biological process: positive regulation of translation. The record is from RefSeq and is a predicted model, not a curated record. The transcript is spliced from 18 exons. Gene Ontology annotation, molecular function: mRNA 3'-UTR binding.
CCUUUGCUGCUCCAUCAACAACACUAUAGACGAUCUGUGAGCUGCUCAGAAAGCGAGAGGAAGCAGCUUCUCCUCCACUCUGCCCCCCUCCCUCCUCGCGCAUCUCUAGCUGAACCGACUGUCUGAUCGAUCGGGAGCUUCAGAGACGAGUUCACGUUAAUAUCUCCGGUUUCACGGUUCCUCCGCUUGUUUCUGACCACACAGCCUGCUGCUGACCGUGAGGACGUUUCAGCUUCGCGUCAAAUUCAUCCAGAUUCAUCGAAGCACAAAGUUCAUAGACGAGCUAGCUAGUUAGCCACCUAGCUAACUCUGUAGCUAGUUAGCCACCUAGCUAACUCUGAAGCUAGCUAGUUAGCCACCUAGCUAACUCUGAAGCUAGUUAGCCACCUAGCUAACUCUGAAGCUAGCUAGUUAACCACCUAGCUAACUCUGUAACUAGCUAGCUAACUAUAGCUAGUUAGCUACCUAGCUAACUCUGUAGCUAACUAGCCACCUAGCUAACUCUGCAGCUAGCUAGUUAGCCACCUAGCUAACUCUGAAGCUAGUUAGCCACCUAGCUAAAUCUGCAGCUAGUUAGCCACCUAGCUAACUCUGCAGCUAGUUAGCCACCUAGCUAGCUCACUAGCUAACUAGCUUGCAGUGCUGCUGGUCGGAGCAGGAGACAGUUUUUUUGGGGGGGGCGUCGUUUUGUGUCAUUGCACCGCAACUAGUCGUGUCUUUACCACCCUUCAGAUCUGCAGACUAUUAGCAGGGAGUUGAGGUUUAGAGCGGUUUAAGCCGGUUUGCUUCCUACAGCUAGCGUGCUCGAUAUAGCCUGCUAGCUUUAAUACCCUGCGUAUUUAGACUGGAAGACAGUUUCAAGGCCUCAGUCCAUCCAGCACCACCAUCACCAUCAACAUCAGCUGCCUCCACCACCACCACCACCACCACCAGAGGAUUUGCAUUGCCGUGCAGUGAGAGUUGACAGCUUACUUGGUGACACAGAGACUUCUCCCUGAGGAGCCAAGAAGCAGACGGCUCAUGACUUCUGACCAGGACACGAAAGUUGUAGCUGAACCACAGGUGCAGCAAGUACAAGAGGCAAAAGAGAACUCUCAUUUGGAAUCCGCCAAGGUUUCAGACCUCAACCCCAAUGCGAAAGCAUGGGCCAACCACAUGUUUAGCCUGGACCCCAGCGGGAGUGCUCACACCACAACUGCUGCCCUGCAGCCAUGGAAGGAAGGCUGCGAUAGUUCGGCCGACCCCGGCCCAGAAGGCUAUGAAGCCAGUGAAGACAAGGCUUUCAAGGAGCCCCUACUAACCGACCCAGAUGAGCCUCCACCGGUGCCAGUAAUGCUGGCCGAGCCGGCCCCCGUGGCCUCCGUCACCCUGGAGUGCUCCGAGCCAGCCUACACAGAAUAUCCCGAGCCUGGGCAACCAGGGCGCACAGCAGGCAGUGAUCCCCAACAAGAGAGUCCUCAGGAGGGCUUGAGGGAGCACCUGAAGAAGACCUUGGAGUUCUGUCUUUCCCGGGAGAAUCUGGCCAGUGACAUGUACCUCAUCUCCCAGAUGGACAGCGACCAAUAUGUGCCAAUUGUGACGGUGGCCAACCUGGACCACGUCAAGAAGCUCAGCACUGAUGUGGAGCUGAUCGUGGACAUUUUACGAUCUCUGCCACUGGUCCAAGUGGAUGAGAAGGGGGAGAAGGUGCGACCCAAUCAGAACCGUUGCAUCGUGAUCCUCCGAGAGGUUCCUGAGAGCACGCCCAUCGAGGAGGUCGAGGCUCUUUUUAAAGGGGACAACUUACCCAAGUUCAUCAACUGUGAAUUUGCCUACAACGACAACUGGUUCAUCACCUUUGAAUCAGAAGCAGAUGCACAGCAGGCAUAUCAAUAUCUCCGUGAGGAGGUGAAGACCUUCCAAGGGAAGCCUAUUAAGGCGAGGAUAAAGGCGAAGGCAAUCGCUAUAAACACUUUCAUGCCAAAGAACGGUUACCGGCCGGUGGAGGUGAACCCGUACGCCCAGCAGCAGCGCUACACGUCCUACUACAUCCCGCCGGUUUACAGCCCCCAGCAGCAGUUCCCCUUAUACAGCCUCAUCACGCCGCAGGCCUGGUCGGCCACACACAGUUUCAUCGACCCCACACUGGUUGCACCAUUUCACAACAACCAGUUCAUCAAUGGAUUUACGACAUCACACAGUUUCAAACCAGCGACGUCCCCCCUCACCGUCAGACACUACUCGCCCAGGAACAGGAAUCACAGUAAACCUCACUUGAGGCCGACCAUCCCCACAGCGGACCGCAGCGCCGGGCUUCUGGACAACCCAGGCCUCUUUCCCAGCUUCCCCAGCGAGAGGCUCAACGGGAUUCGCAGCAGUCCGCCAACACGACUCCCCACCAGCCAGCCCAGAACCAGGUUACCCUCCACCGCAGCCUUCCCCCGCAGGGACACCGUUGGCACGGGGCGAGUGACCGAGCCCACGACCCCGGACUACUCCCUGGGUAUCGGCAGAGGAAGGAAAAAUGUUUCUGCUUCUAGGAAAAAGAGGGACGAAAAGUUUACAAGAGUGACGCCUCAGUCGCCGCCUCCUCCUCCCAAACCCCCGUCUCCGAGCUUUGAGCUGGGUCUUUCCAGCUUCCCUCCCCUGCCCGGAGCGGCCGGCCAGCUCAAGACCGACGACGUGUUCGACAACCGGCUGGCCAGCAGCGUAGUUGUCGGAAACGGCAAAGAACGGGUUCCAUCAUCCAUAAAAAGCUGCAGCACCAAGACGAAUGUAAGUGCUGAUUCCAGUACAGGAGGAGCUCUCUCUCCAGCGGGCCCCAAAGAGCCGCUCCGGUCCUCCACCUCCCCGAUGCCCACAAGCUUCCAGCCCUCGCCGACCACCCCGACACCGACCCCAGCCUCAGCCCCGACCUUGACCCCAGCCGCCGGCACGCCGCACAGUCCCGCUCCCUCCCUCCCAGCAGCGGAGGUGAAGGUGGCGGAGGUGAAGCCGAAGGAGGUGCAGUUGUCUGUGGAGCGAGUUCCCGGCACUCUGUCCACCGCAAGCAAAUCGGUGCAGGUCAACGGUGCUGCCACAGAGCUGAGGAAGCCCUCCUACGCUGAGAUCUGCCAGCGGGUGAAGGACGCCCCGACAUUACAGCAACCGCCGACCCCCAAGGAAGCCAAGCCAGCCUGCGCUGCCCCCGCGGGCGAGGAGAGGAAGUGCCCCGACGCCGCCACCCCUGCAGGGGAGGCCAAGGCCAGAGAGACAUACCCCCCCUCCUCCAAACCCGGCUCGGCGGCCGUCACCUCGGGCAGACCCCCGAGGGAGGCCCGAAGGCCGGCCGGGCGGUGGGCCUCCCCGCCCCCACACCCAGGGAAAACCCCCAGCAAAGAUCCCCACCACACCCCGCCCAAGUCCCCGCAGUAGGGCGACUCCCUGCCCACUCCACGAGUCCUUCAACACCCCCCACUACGCUCCACAGAUGCGUUUAAAAAAAGGAAAUAUAAGUCAGGGCUACUCAAUACUUAUAUCCCAGAAUCACCAGUCACAAACGAGAAUAGAGGACGCCUUCUUUUCUGGAUCAGGGCUUGCAGACAAAAAGCACUUUACUGUGCAUGUAGAGCACCGUUUCAUUCUUUUUAUUCUAUUUAUUUGAUUUUUUUUUUUUUUUAUUUCUGUUUUAUUUCUCCUUUUCUCUUUUUUGCAUUAGUUGUGUCAGCCUAUAAGUCGGCACAGACAACACUGAAAUUGAUUCAUUCUGUCCGAAUGGCCUUGUGGGAUUAAAUUAGUCAGCAGGGCAUUGUUGCAUUCACCCCAAUGGAUGAUGGGAAAGAGUGCGUACAGCAGACUCCACCUCGUUCGGCUCUCAUAGUGAGGGGUUUGUUUGCAUGUUGAGUGGCACUGUUGUGCAUCUUUAUGUAGCUUAAUUAUGGGUCAUAAUCAGCAGAUUUAAUACAUAUUCACAUCCAUAUGCAAGACUUAACCUCUAAAUCACCACAAGACUCGGAUCCUUUUUGUCGCCUCAAACGGAUUUUUUUUUCAGAUUUAUUUACACUUAAAGUUUGUUGAUGUGUUUUUUUUUCCAGCAGCUCAGCUUUGUCUGUCGGUACAGUUACUCCCGGCGAUCGUCGCUGGGUGUCGCCUCAGUGAUUUCUUCCUCUGAUCAUUUUCUCUGUAAAGAAUCACCUCCCUCUGCUGUGUUGUUGUUUUUACUGUUUGCUAACACUGCUAACUAGCUGGCUGUGUUGCAUAGCUUGUAUCUUAACGGCCGUGAUGUGAUAUCAGUGCUGUUUUUUUAGCGUCAGACAAGAAGGGCAUGUGGAUAUCUGCAACCAAAACUUUUUGCUUGAAGACGAAUUAGGCAUUGAGGCAAAAUGAGUCCGUUGCUCGCCGUGUGUGCGAAGACAUUUAAUGAGUCGGGGUGGGGGGGUGAAGUUUCUUGGCAUUGCAUUUUUUGGGAAAAGCGGAGCAAGCUUUCACGGCUUCAACGCUCUCCUCUCUUCUCAUUUUUCUAUUUAAAAACUGUGGAAUUAAACAGGCACAUAACUGUCAAAAGAAAGACGCAGGGCGGGUUAUAGGCAGAUAAAUUUAAGAUCCAGCUGUGACGAUAAAGCGGCUGCUACUCGUCUGAAGCGGUUCGGUUCACUCUGGAGGUGAGGAAACACUGGCGAGCUGCGAUAAGGAUGGAGGAAGUUAACACUAGCUACCAUUCAGCUGCUCGGCCUGUUUACCGCUGUGACGGGUGACUAACCGUCAUAAGGAGGAGGCUGAGACUUCUGCUGAGACAACGUGACAAAAAGUGUUAGUUUCCUGCCUCAAAUGCACCAAAAGAGUUGAUAGUCUUUGUCCAGAGAGGUGACCGUGGGAUGUUUUAUGUUCUUUCUUCUAGAUAUGGUGCUAGACGUCGAGCCCUGGAACCUGCUACUCAUCUGAUUAUAUGUAGAAAAUACUUGAUUUACAUCGACAGAACUUUAUUUGCACUGUUAGUGUUUUCUCAGACUCACAGGCAAAUGCAUUAUUAGAUUAUUGUACCUGAAGCGGAAAAAAAAGGGAAUUGAUCCUGAAAGUCAAGGGAAGAGAGGAAAGAAAAUAAAAAAAUGCAAAAUUGAGUUUUCCAGGAGCAAAUCAACUCUGCAACACCAACAAUCGCUGAAGCCUUUUUGUUUUUGUUGUUGUGCCUUGUGGAUGCCUGUUGAACACGCCGUGGUGAAGGAUGUGCAGCGUCACAUGACUCGUCACGUGACGGCUCGUUACAGAUGCUUAUUUUUUGUGCUGAAGGAGUUGGUGCGGUGGUUUGGAUUUUGGCCUCUGGUUCUGUAUCGGUGAGGAUUUUCAUUGACAGAGUGCUUGUAAAAUAUGGAAAGUGAGGCGGUUGAAUAGACCUAGAAUGUUUUACUAAAUGAUGAGUGGGGGUUUUUUUUGGAAUGUAGUUUGCCAUGUUGGGAGUGUGAAAGGGAUUUUUGUCGGGAGUCCUGCUGGGGCUCAUGUGAACGGUGUUGAACCAAACAUCCUUUAAAAAUUGAAGACAAACAGGCAGACAAGAGCAGGUGGGUUUACAGCAGGAACGCGAUCAGGGAAAUCUGAAACAGUCGUGUAAAAGAUGUUCGGCUCCCCCUUCUUCUUCUUCCUCGGCGUCGAGUCUUUACCACUUUGUUUUUCUGUCGGCAUGCUCCCCUCGUCGGUUUCUUCUAGUUCGAGUUUGCACACUUUGAUUUAGUUUCAAAAGAAGAUCGGAAAAGAUUGAUCAAAGCACACGGUCCUUCUUACUGCUUCACUCCUGUGUUCUUGGGAUUAAUUGCACCUGUCAGGAGUUAAAAUUUAAAGCACAGAGUGUAAAAGGAACCUUUUUUACAUCCUUUACUCACUUUGAGCCGCCAGGUUGUGCUUCAGGAUGGAGACCGCUAACACAAAUUGAGGCUCAACUGGGACUUAAAUCGAGCAGCAUUUCGGACGACAGCUGGAACAUUUUCCUUCCCUCGUCAGAGUGAAGUAGCAAGAAUUGAGAUGCAGGGAGGAAACUUUUGUUAAAUGUAAGCUUCGGUUGGGAGGUCUGUCUACUGUAGCAGCCACUCUGGCAGAUAACCAACCAAGUCUUGGAUGUUUUACUGUAUUCUAAAAAUGUAAUUGGCUGGCGAAAUGGUAAAAAUGAUUGGUAUAUGAGUUUUGAAAUGCCAGGCGAAUGAUAAAACUGUCAUUCUGAAACGUUGAAAAGUUUUUUGGGGGCGUAACAGAAUUUAAGUCCCUCCCUGAUCAUCAGUCGAGUGCUCGGGUUUAAUCUCUUUCUAAAAUUGUCACCUCAGAUGCAAAACACCCUUAAAAAAACCACUGUACUAUACACAAUAUCUGUUUUUCGGGGGAAACACAAACCUACAUGGGACCUCACAUGUCUCGCCAAAGUCUUCCUGCAACAAGAAGCAUUCUGGGUAAUCCCACUAAGAGAAAACAGCCCGUCUAGAGAAGGGGAUGCUUCAUUAAAAAAAGCCUGUACUCCUGCUCAUAGCUGCUUUUGAUUUGGACAUAAAAUCUUACUAAAAAUAUUUUUGUGGGAUUUUUUUUUUUUUUUUUGAAGGACUGAGAUGCACUUGGAUGGGUCGAUUUAUUUUAUUUUUUUCUCAUCGGUGGAAAUGGUAAAAGAUGAAAAUGCACCAUAUCCACCUAUUUAUAAACCAAUGCUGUUUAUUAUUCCAUGAGAAAUAUCGUUAAGUUUUCUUUUUAGGGAGAAGAAAAUAAAUAGAGAUGCAUCGAAGUCUCUCUCUCUCUAUAUAUAUAUAUAAAUAUAUAUAUAUACGCAAAAUGUAAAAAAAAAAAAAAAAUCCAUCCAGUGUUUGAGAAACUUGAAUUUUAUUUAAACUUGAAAAAUGACUUUGCCUUAACUUUUAUACAAGACAAGCAUAGAGUUUAUUUCUUUUCACAAAAAAAAGUCCCCAAAAUGUUAAUGAACGUGACGCGUGGAAAAUAUUUAGUCGUACCGGACGUCACAAGUCUUACUGAGAGAGAGAGAGAGAGAGAGAGAGAGAGAAAGAGAGAGAGAGAGUACAAAUCUAGCAGCAAUUCUUUCUUUUUCCUUUUUAUUUUUUUGUAAAAUGUACGAAAACGAUUUUUGUUUCUUGUAGUUUCAGGUGGUUGUUUUUUUUUUUUUUUUUUUUCGGGGAAAAAAAACAUAAACCUUGUAAAUGCAAAACUAGUCAAUACUGUAUUAAAUUUGUGCACUUUGAAGUGUGUGCUUUGCUUGUACAGUUGUAAAUACUCAGAAAAAUAUAAGAGGUACCUUAAAAUGAUUAUAAAAAUA